GUUUUGGUGGUCAGAUUCAGACUCAAUGCAGAGCCCAGAUAUGAUAGAAAAUAAGCGGCCAUGGCACUGAACGAGCAAUCGUUAUUAUAGUUCAAAAGGGCAAACAGUUAAAGUUAUUACGGGGUUAACUCGGGUCAGAAUGUACACGUGCAAAGUUGCAGUUGUCAUCCAUCACCGUGACAUCAAGUGGAUUUUUAAAGCUGAAAUAAUGAGUGGAUUAAGCUUGGAAUAACGAGAGAAAUAACAUGGAUAGAACUUUCUUGUCGGUGGAUUGUAAUCGAUCACAGUCAGUCAGGUAACGUUACAAGGAAGUGAGACAACGGCUACUAAGAUUAGGUAAGACAAGAAGUUUUAUUUUUCGCAACUUAUGUGAAAUAAUAUGUGACAAUCAGGUCCAGUCGGGUUUGUGUCUUCCCGCCGAGUUCGGGUCCAGUUUUCAAAUAAUAGACGGGUCCAGGUCGGGUCCAGGCAGUACAUUUAUGGCAUUUCUCGGAUCUGCACUGGUCAGGGACAGGGUCCAACUUUUGAAAUAAUAGACGGGUCCGGGUCGGUUAGGUGUAGCACAUUACGGUUCGGGCAUGAAUUUUUGGACCUGUGAUGAUAUACCGCCAAGGCAACAAAGGUUUGGCCCAAGAAGAAGCACAUUAAGGUCAUGCAGUGGGCUAGCCAGUCUCCACACCAUAAUCCAUAAUAGAAAAUCUGUGGAGGGAGAUGAAACUUUGAAUUGCUAAACGACAGCCAAGAAACCUUAAGGAUUUUGAGAGUAUCUGUAACCUGGACCAAAAUCCCUCCUGCGACGUGUACAAACCUGGUGAGCAACUGCAAGAAACGUGUUGCCUCUGUGCUUGCCAACAAAGGUUUCUCCACCAAGUACUAAGGCAUGUUUUCAAAUGGAUCAAAUACUUAUUUCACUCACUGAAAUGCAAAUCAAUUUAUAACCUUUAUAUAAUGUGUUUUUUCUGGAUUAUUUUUAUUGAUAUUCUGUCUUUAUUUAUUAAAAUAAACCUACCGUAAAAAUUACAGACAUUAUCAAGGAAUCACGUUGAUUCAAUUACCUCAAAUUCCCGUAUUUAUAAUUAACAUUAUACAGGAGUUCGGAAGAGCAACACUAGAAAAUUACACCACUUGGGCCACAGUUUAACACAAGCUGGUGUUAAAGUGUGAUGGAGAGCUGUACACAAUGAUUUUAACACUGUAACACCAUAAGGACUUACACAAUUCCUGUGUGCAAGUCAUGGUCUAUGUUGUCUAAAGGUCUAAUAGCAAGAGAAGAAUGGUGUUGAUGUGACAAAUGCCAAAAGCAGGUUUGAUGCCACUGAAAGAGGAGAGUGAAGCACUGAAUCAAAUGAAAGAAAAAGAUCAGUUUGAGAAACAUGAUUUCAUGGCUGCCGGAAAUUCCAAGCAGACUGAAAAUACUUCUACACAAAAAAGAGUGCAAAAGACUGACCCUAACAGUUGUUUCACAUGCUUUCGGUGUGAUGAGAGUUUCAAUCAACAGAAAGCCCUUAGAGUCCACAUGGUAAUUCACAGAGGAGAGAAGCCUUAUACCUGCAAAUACUGUGGAAAAGAUUUCCCUAAAAAUGCAUACCUUAAAAGCCACAUGAGAGUUCAUACUGGAGAGAAGCCUUUUACCUGCCAACAGUGUGAAAAAAGUUUUGCCCAAAAAUCAACCCUUACCAGGCACAUGAGAAUUCAUACAGAAGAGAAGCCUUACAUCUGCAAACUGUGUGGAAAGAGCUUUAAGUGGAGCAUAAGCCUUACCUAUCAUAUAAACAGUCACAGUGGAGUAAAGCCAUUCACAUGUGAUCAGUGUGGAAAAAGUUUUAGACGCAAGAAAAACCUUAGUUCCCACAUGAGAGUUCACUCAAGAACGGAUCGUUUUAUAUGUCAUGAGUGUGGAAGGAGUUUCUCUGACAUAACACACCUUAACAAGCAUGUACCAAUUCACUCUAAAGAGAAGACUUUCGAAUGCCAACAUUGUGAAAAGAGAUUUAGAUUAAAAGUAGGCCUUAAGCUUCACAUGAGAAUUCACACUGGAGAGACGCCUUAUCCAUGUCAUCACUGUGGAAAGACUUUCAGAUUUAAAGAAAGUAUUAAGACUCAUAUGAGACUUCACACUGGAGAGAACCCAUACACAUGCUCUCAGUGCGGAAAGAGUUUCAAAUAUAAAGCAACCUUUAAAGCCCAUAUGAGAAGUCACACUGGAGAGAACCCAUACACAUGCUCUCAGUGUGGAAAGAGUUUCAAAUAUAAAGCAACCUUUAAAGCCCAUAUGAGAAGUCACACUGGAGAGAACCCGUACACCUGCAAACUGUGUGGGAAGAGUUUCUCACUAAAAGGAAGUCUUAAGACUCACAUGAGAAUUCACACUGGAGAGAAACCAUUCAAAUGCGUUCAGUGUGGAAAAUCUUUCACACGCAAAGAAUCCCUUGAUUACCACCUAAAGAUUCAUUCAAAAGAGAACUGUUUUAAAUGUCAUCAGUGUGGAAAGAGUUUCCCAGACAGAAAAAACCUUAAGAGGCAUGCAAUAAUUCACACAGGAGAGCAGCCUUUCACUUGCCAGCUCUGUGGAAAGAGUUGCAGAUUUAAAGGCAACCUGAAGAGUCACAUGAGAAUUCACACUGGAGAGAAGCCUUUCAUCUGCCCUCAGUGUGGAAAGAGUUUUGCAUUUAAAGGAAACCUUGAAGUUCACAUGAGAGUCCACACUAGAGAGAAGCCUUUUAGAUGUCUUCAGUGCAAGAAGAGUUUCACACAUAAAAAAGAUCUGAAACGUCAUUCAUUAAUUCAUUCUGGAAAGAAUCUGGUGUGUUCUGAGUGUGGCAAGUGUUUUAGAAAAAGGAGCAAUUUCAAAAAUCACCUGUGUAUUCACUCUGAAGGAAGGUCAUUUAAUUGUGAACAGUGUAAUAAAAGGUUUAUUUUGCCGUCACACUUAAAGAUACACCUGAAAAGUCAUGCGGAUGUGAGACCCUAUUUGUGUUCCUUGUGUGGAAAGAGUUUUAAAUGGCUCAGUAAUUUAAAAUGUCACCAGAAAAUGCGUAUCUGUGUGAGAUCAAGGCUACGUUCAUGCCGCAGAUGACCUGACCACCUCCUAUGCUAUAGCUUACAAUAUUGAGUGAUUUUGGAAGACUGACUCUAAAUUCAAUUGUUUGGAUGCAUCUCUCGUGUAUUUGAUUCAGUUUAAUACUUUGGUAUCAACAUUUUAGAUACAAUUCUGUCUUGCUGGGAAAUGCCACAAUGUAAAUGAAAAUGAAUAAAGGAUAAACUUUGUGGAAUUAUGUAUAUUUUACUGGAUUUAUUUAUUAAUUUUUGAAA
Molecule: messenger RNA, 3312 nt
Organism: Pimephales promelas (fathead minnow)
Lineage: Eukaryota; Metazoa; Chordata; Actinopteri; Cypriniformes; Leuciscidae
Biological process (GO): regulation of transcription by RNA polymerase II
Cellular component (GO): nucleus
Molecular function (GO): DNA-binding transcription activator activity, RNA polymerase II-specific; RNA polymerase II cis-regulatory region sequence-specific DNA binding
Source: RefSeq, a predicted model, not a curated record